Daldinia decipiens is the source of this 1929-nucleotide messenger RNA. RefSeq lists its product as uncharacterized. Gene Ontology annotation, biological process: endoplasmic reticulum to Golgi vesicle-mediated transport; retrograde vesicle-mediated transport, Golgi to endoplasmic reticulum; Golgi localization. Bases 118 to 1659 code for a protein of 513 amino acids. Lineage: Eukaryota; Fungi; Ascomycota; Sordariomycetes; Xylariales; Hypoxylaceae. The record is from RefSeq and is a predicted model, not a curated record. The transcript has 5 exons. Gene Ontology annotation, cellular component: COPI vesicle coat; cytosol.
ACGGUGAAUUGGCUUGAUCGUUGGACAGCUGCUAGCCUUAGUACAAUACCAACUCAUAUCAAUUCCCCUUUGAUUCUACAGAAGUUGCCUGUCCCCGUGGGCAACAAUACAGACAACAUGGUCGUCUUAGCCGCAUCUAUUUGUACUCGAGGCGGGAAAGCUGUCCUCUCGAGGCUGUUCCGUGAGAUGCCCAGAUCGCGAAUCGAAGCCCUCCUAGCAUCAUUUCCUAAGCUUGCCGACUCGGGCACCCAGCACACCACCGUCGAGCAGGACAAUGUUCGAUUUGUCUACCAACCCCUUGACGAGCUCUACAUGGUCCUCAUCACCAACCGCCAGUCCAACAUCUUGCAGGAUAUCGACUCCCUCCACCUAUUUGCGCAGGUGGUUACUAGUACAUGCAGAAGCUUGGAUGAGAGGGAGAUAUUGAAGAAUGCCUACGAAUUGCUCAGCGCAUUUGACGAAUUGGUUUCGCUCGGCUACAGGGAAAACCUCACCAUCAGUCAGAUCAAGACUUUCUUGGAGAUGGAGAGUCACGAAGAGCGCAUCCAGGAGAUUAUCGCGCGAAACAAGGAAUUGGAAGCAACCGAGGAGCGCAAACGAAAGGCCAAACAGCUGGAGUUGCAACGAAAGGAGACUACGAGGAUGGGCCGUCCUGUUGUACGAAGCCCAGUAUAUCCGACUUAUACGCCACCUACGCGCCCCGCGCCUGCAGAUACCUACGAUACCUACGAAGCUGAGAAGAAUAAGACUCAUAAGACAACGGUUAUGAAGGGCAAAGGAAUGCAGUUGGGUAAGAAGUCCAAGACUACAGACAUGUUUGAACGUGUCCGAGGAGACAUGGGAGCCGAAGUAGACGAGUCACCCCUGGUGCCCAUCGCUCCCGCUCCCGCUCCCGCUGCCGAGCCCGCAGCUCCGCGAAUGUCUUCGACCCUAGACCGCGAUGCGAUCCACGUCACUAUCAACGAGUCUAUCGGCGCCAAACUAUCGAGGGAAGGUUCGCUAAACUCCCUAGCCGUUACCGGCGAUCUAAGUUUAAGAAUCUCGGAUCCCAGCUUGACCAAGAUCAAGCUCAACCUUACAGCAAACGCCUCUCAUGGUGUCCAGUUCCGUACACAUCCCAACGUCGAUCGUGGCCUAUUUACGAGCUCCAAGACUAUCCAGAUGAGCAACGCUGCACGUGGUUUCCCUGUCAACAAUUCUGUUGGUGUGUUAAGGUGGCGAGCUACGCCGAAGACGGACGACACCGGCGCUUUGCCCAUCAGUUUCACCGUCUGGGUGAACAAGGGCUCGUCCGGAAACUACACGAUAACGGUCGAGUAUGAGCUUACUGGAGGUGACACCCUGAAGGAUGUUACCGUUGUCAUUCCGUACGUUACUAGUGAACCAUCCGUGUCUAGCUUCGAUGCCACCUACGAAGUAUCUGGCGACAGUCUCGAAUGGACUAUCGGAACCGUCGGCGACGACAAUCCCAACGGCUCGUUUGAAUUUGAUGCUCAGGCGGAUGACGAGAACGAGUUUUUCCCCAUGCAAGUACGAUUCUCCAAGACGACGCCGUUCAUCGAUGUUAAUGUUACGUCAGUUUCGUUACUGGAUGAGAACGAAGAAGUAACUUUCUCCAAAGACAUUAGGUCGGUGGCCGAGUCCUAUUUGGUCGAGUAACGGUUUUUGAGCAGGAUGUAAUGAGUUCAGCAUGGAGCAACGGCCACCAAAGGGGGAUGAGAGGGAUGAGACAGGAUGUUAUAUAGAGCAAUGGCUAGAUAUAGCAUGCUAAUCGAUUGUGAAUGAUGCCAUCAACUAUAGUUCCAACUCUGCUGUAAAUUCUAAGAGCUCGGAAAAAGUUACAGGAUUGUAUACAGUAACGUAAAUCACAAGUCAGUGGCCCAGCGAAAAUACAUACAAAAUACGUCUGUGCAUAGCCGUGCAUUUUAC